This is a messenger RNA of Dendronephthya gigantea, 886 nucleotides long. Its product is annotated as 40S ribosomal protein S3a-like. Gene Ontology annotation, molecular function: structural constituent of ribosome. The record is from RefSeq and is a predicted model, not a curated record. Gene Ontology annotation, cellular component: cytosol; ribosome. Gene Ontology annotation, biological process: translation. NCBI's taxonomy places the organism in Eukaryota, Metazoa, Cnidaria, Anthozoa, Malacalcyonacea, Nephtheidae. The transcript has 6 exons. The coding region runs from base 46 to 831 and encodes 261 amino acids.
AGAACGAGGCUUGCUUUCUCUUCUGUUAUUUCAUCAAAAUCCAACAUGGUUGUUGGCAAAAAUAAGCGCCUAACGAAAGGCAAAAAGGGUCAGAAAAAGAAAAUUGUUGAUCCUUUCACCCGCAAAGAUUGGUAUGACGUGAAAGCACCGUCUAUGUUUCUUAAGAGACAAAUAGGAAAGACUGUUGUUAAUAGAACAACUGGAACAAAGAUUGCAUCUGAUGCUCUGAAAGGACGUGUAUUUGAGGUAUCGCUUGCUGAUCUCCAAGAUGAUGAGGUGACUUAUCGUAAAUUUAAGUUGAUGGUUGAGGAUGUGCAAGGAAAGCAAUGUUUGACAAAUUUUCAUGGCUUGGAUAUGACCACUGAUAAGUUGAGAUCAUUAGUCAAAAAAUGGCAGACAUUAAUUGAGGGUAAUGUUGAUGUCAAAACUACAGAUGGUUACCUCUUGAGGUUGUUCUGUAUUGGUUUUACUAAGAGAAGGUCAAACCAAAUUAAGAAAACAUCUUAUGCCAAGCAUUCUCAGAUCAAAUUGAUCAGAAAGAAAAUGGUUGAAAUUAUGACACAAGAAGUGGGAACAAAUGAUUUGAAGGAAGUCGUCAACAAGCUAAUUCCAGACAGCAUUGGGCGCGAUAUUGAAAAGGCUUGCCAAUCUAUAUACCCACUUCAUGAUGUUUUUAUACGCAAAGUAAAAGUCCUGAAGAAACCAAAAUUCGAUGUUGGAAAGUUGAUGGAGAUGCAUGGUGAAAGUGGAAGUACGACAGUGACCACUGAUGAAACUGGAGCAAAAAUUGAACGUGAUUCGUUUGAACCUCCUGUGUUAGAAUCAGUGUAAUAAAACUGUCAGUUUAUGAAUUAAAAAUACCAUAAUAAAUCUGUGUUUGUUUUUA